Molecule: messenger RNA, 2649 nt
Organism: Raphanus sativus (radish)
Lineage: Eukaryota; Viridiplantae; Streptophyta; Magnoliopsida; Brassicales; Brassicaceae
Exons: 16
Coding region: 194-2578 (794 amino acids)
Source: RefSeq, a predicted model, not a curated record
UUAACGAAAACAAAACCAUUCGAAGACCAGCAAUUUCAAAUCUUCCCACUGAGCUCCGUCGGCGAACUUUCUCUCCGGUGACGUUGUCUUCUCUUCUCCCCGUUAAACGUUAACCGUCAGCUCCUACUUCGGAAUCAACUGUAAAUCAACUCAAUCGUAAAUUGUCAAAAGUAAUACUGAAACAGAUUUUGCCAUGUCUGCGCCUGCUAAAAAAAGUUCUGCUGAAGGUAAGGAGAAAGAUCUUAUCCUCGACAACGACAUGGAAAAAAAUACAUGGAACUUUGCAGAUGAUUCCAUGGAUUUUGCCUUUGAGUCGCCAGCUAAUAAGAAGAAGAAUGUCUUCAAGAUGGAUAUGGGUUUCGAUCUUGAUGGAGAUUUUGGAAAUGUAUCAUCAUUCAAAAUGGACAUGCCAGACUUUGAUUUCUCCAGCCCAGCCAAGAAAACCACAAAAACGAAAGAGAGCCCUGGUGAUAAGUCCAGUGGAGAUUUAAAGCAGAAAAAGAAUCUAUUUGACUUCUCUUAUGACUUUGAUGCGUUAGACGACUUUGAUUCAAGCCCACCGAAGAAGGGAACCAAGACAACGACUAAGGUCAUGGAUUUCGAAGACAUUUCUGCUAUAAGUAAAACUGAUAAGUCUGACUCUUUGGACUUUGGUGAAGACUUACCAAUAACUAGACAAGCUGCCUCUGUGACAAACACCGAUGUCAAGGAAAAAGCUUCUGCUGAAAAAGAGAAUAAAAAUUCCAAGACCACAGAUACUAUGCUUGUGGAUAGCGCACACUCGAAGCAAGCUACAGAAGAGAGCAUGGAGAAUUCUGAGGCAACGGAAUCACCUACUCGUACAAUCCGUCUGCAACCUCAAUCUGUAAACACUUCACCAUUGAAGACAUCAUGUGCAAUGGUUGAGGAUACAGAUGAUCCAUGUCUUCCAAACGAGACCGCAGCACCCUCGCCGUUACAUCCUUCUGAGAAUACACCUACUGCCGAAAACAGAGAAACCAGUCCAGAUAUCCAUGAAAUCUGCAGGUCUAGCUCAAGCGAAGACUGUCCUAGAGAUCCAGAACAGAAUGCGAACAAUGAAAAGAUUUCCACCAUGGACUCAAGCUAUGAAAUGGCUGAACAGACUAAACCAAGCAUCUCAUCUCAGUUAUGUUUUGUCAAGAUGGAUCACCAACAGGAAGAAAUGGGUACAGGGACUCAGGCAGAAAAGCAGGAUCACACUAGAAGAGCAGCAUCUGAUCCAGAUCAUGGACAUCUUCAACCAACUCUCUCAGGAAGAAUAUCACCAGGCUCUCGUCUAAGCCAAGCUGCCCAAGUACAAGAUUCGAGUGGAAAACUACCACUGGAUCCAUCCAACAGCGUGCCAGGGCUCAGUGAUUUAAAGACCACGCAAAACAAAGACUCAGGACUUAUCAGAUCCAAAUUUUUCAAGAAGGCAGAAAAACCACAAACCAAUGUGCUGGAAUCCUCUCUAACUCAAACAGAGAGUCGGCCGGUGACCCGAGAAAGGACUGCGGUUAAUAUGAACCUUACAAAUGAUAGAAGACACGAUAUCCAAGAUGUUUUGCCUGGAUCCAAAACUAGAACAUGUCAAGUUGAGUUUGUGAAAACGGAUUCUGAAAUAGCAAAGGUCAAUUCUAUCCGCAGGUCUCAUGAAAAGAUAAUCCACAAGGACCAUUCAAAUGCCAAGACUGCAGAAAAUGUGGUUGGACAUUUGGAUCAUUUAAAGCUGCAAGCUAAAAAUACAACUAGAGAGAAGUCCAUCUUGCAGAUCAAUAUAAGCUCAAAACUCGAUGCUUCUAGCUUGACUCAGAAGCUAAGUAAAAAUCUGAGUUCUGGAGCAGAAUCUUUGCAGAAGUCCAAGUUGGUAUCUCUUGAAAGGCCUAAACUUGGAAAUAUGGUGUCUGAUAUGCGUUCUGCGAGAACUCAAAGGACCAUUGGAGUAACUAAAGACCAAUCCAGUUCGUUGGUGCAACCAGUAGUGAACUCUACAAUAAGCAAGGAGAGAAAUACCGAAGCAUCAGUUAAAAAAGGCUCUGAGUCUCAUCAUUUGGCUCCUAGAGACAAAACUCAACUCCUGGACUACCCAUCUUCUUUAAAGCGGAAAGCUCUUGAUGAGGAUGCAGAUAGAUCACUGAAGCCACAACUUAAACGCUUUUCCAUGUCUCCAAGAGAAAACAGGAACGUUGAGGAUCUCACACAUAGAGUUGCGCAAGGAAAGUUCUCAAGCCAAGAAAGUAGAAUAAAUGAUAAUAAUACAACCAAGGAGCUCGUCAAAGACAGUCCAUGGAGUACGUCUAAUCACCACAUGAUAAACAUGGCAAAUCUGGAAAUCCCGGUCACGGAGAAUUCUGAUAACAUAGAGAAAGCUGAAGCAUAUACAAAAGAACUCGAGAGUAUUUGCAACAUUCUGAAGAAGAAACAUGAGGAAGCAAAAGACUUACUUGUCCGUUCUGUAGUAAACAGCAAUAAGCUCCUGAUGCUCAACCAUCCUUUACAUGAAGAAAAGGUUCGUAUGAUCCAGAAGUUCGCAGCCAAGUUGAGUUUAAGGGACAUUCAAACCACCACUGUUGCUUAAGAGGUUCGAUGUGGACUUACACCAACACUAUAUCGGCAACAGUAGGAAGGUUGAAGUCUCAUUAGUCCAAG